AUGGAGGACCAAGGAGUAUGGGAGGCAGUCGAGUCAGUAGAAGGCACGGAGAUUGAUGUCCGACUUGAUAAGAAGGCGAGGUCACAUCUUCUACAAGAACUUCCGGAGGAUCUUCUAAUGCAGGUGGCAAAUAAGAAGACGGCGAAGGAAGUGUGGAAUUGUCUCAAGACGAGGUUCGUCGGCGCAGACCGAGUGAAGAAUGCACGAUUGCAGACAUUGAAGAGUGAGUUUGAUAGGAUGCAUAUGAACGACAAAAGGUUUAUCAGUGUGGUAGCCGGCAUCGAGCAGUUUUACAACCUCGAGACGUUAACAUUUGAGGAAGCUAUUGGAAGGCUGAAGGUCUUCGAGGAGCAUAGUGGGACCCGUGGUCAAGGAGGUAGAACCCGAGGUAGAGACCAAGGGAGAGGAGGCCGAGGAGCACCAUCUCGGAAAGACAAAGAAGGUGGUUCAGGUGGUCGAGGAGCUCCUAGAGACAAGAGUCACAUUCGUUGUUUUAAUUGCAACGAGAUGAGACAUUACUCAACACAAUGUCGAGCAAAGAAGAACGAGGUAUCACACCUUACCUACGCAGACAACGUCGAACCAGCAUUACUUAUGGCAAUCUCGGAGGAGAUUCCUCCAAUCAAUGUUGUCAUGCUGAAUGAAAUGAAGCUGACUCCAGAAAUUAUAGAAGCUAAGAACGAUGAGACAUCAAGAGAUGCUUGGUUCUUGGAAAAUGGCGCUAGCAAUCACAUGACUGGCGAUAAAGAGAAGUUCUUCGAACUAGACGAGGCAGUCACUGGAAAGGUGAAGUUCGGAGAUGGUUCCACGGUACAAAUUUGUGGUAAAGGUUCUAUCAUGUUCGAAUGUAAAAAUGGCGACCAGUGGCUUCUCGAGGGAGUUUUUUUCAUCCCUUCUUUAAAAAGUAAUCUAGUGAGUCUCGGGCAACUUACCGAGACAGGUCAUAGGGUGGUGAUGGAUGGAGAAGAGAUUGAAGUCUUCCCUAAGAACCCUUCAUGCCUUAUCAUGAAAGUGAGACGAACGCAUAAUCGACUAAUCAAAUUUGCUUGA
Messenger RNA from Impatiens glandulifera, 1050 nucleotides. RefSeq lists its product as uncharacterized. The record is from RefSeq and is a predicted model, not a curated record. Gene Ontology annotation, molecular function: zinc ion binding; nucleic acid binding. The transcript has 3 exons. NCBI's taxonomy places the organism in Eukaryota, Viridiplantae, Streptophyta, Magnoliopsida, Ericales, Balsaminaceae. The coding region runs from base 1 to 1050 and encodes 349 amino acids.